CUGCUGGUAUCAGAGUAGUGUGUUCCUGGAAAGUGUGUGUAGCUUUAUUUAAUUUGGAUCUUUGUAUCUUCGUAGCCUUAUGAGGAUGUGUUAGAGUACAUGGGUUUUUGAAAGAGAUGCCGGGUGGGAAUAAUUCUUAACUGGACGUUUUUCCCUCCCGUCCGGUUGUUAUGGAGCAGCCACCUGGGAGCAUAGAUGACCUACAGCCUCAAGACCUCUCCUGGCACCCCAACUCGGCCACUAGCAACCCUGGAUUACCCUUCUCAGAGACCGGCUCCUCGGACACGACUCUCCAAUCAGGGGAUCAACUCCAACCAGACAAUGCCUUCUCCCACACUACAGUCACCCUCUCCUAUGUGAGCAGGUCCCAUAUGUUCUCCUCUCACAACUCCCUGCCUCUGCAUUCAGCGCUCUAUGAUGUACAGCCUAUUAGCAAGUUGUCCUUCCACCCUCCUGACACGGAUGAAGGGCUUGGGGAGACUGGCUAUGCACUCAACCAGCAUUAUUUGGAGCAGGUGGAUGGGCCUGUGGACCUCGCCACUCAGACAGAACUUUUUCAGUCAUUGUCUCAGGCACAUGUGGGACCAGAGAACAAUGGGGGAGUGAUUUCAAGCAACUGGGACAAAGAUAAGCAUGGAAAAGGUGAAAAGGAACACAGCCAUUCUGUGGAAAUUAGUCGGGGUUCUCACAACGGAAAUGGGGAUAGCUGUUUGAGUUCAGGAGUUUGUGCUGAGUCACCGGAGACACUCACCCCUGCCACAGUGGAGGAUGAGGAGAGGAGUGACUCUGAGGUGCUCUUUCUUAUGUCUAAGAAACAGGACCCAGCUGUGAGAUCUAAACUGUGUUCACUAAGCAGGGAGUACAGCAGUCAUCUGGAGGACCCAGUCUCCCCGGCUGCUACCUCACUGGACAAUGUGGAUGAUAUGUUCACCCUGCCUCAGGCCUCCAGCUCACCCAGCGGCGAUAACUCUUACCCAGACACCAGUGAAGAGGCUGCGUGGGAUGUAUUGAAGACAGAGGGGGCCAUUCAGGAAGGCUUUGGCAUCAGCAAUAGUACCACAAAGUUAGAUUCAAGGGCUGAAAAUAGGCAGCCUGUGCACAAACGAAAGGCAGUGCUGGAGCCUUUGAUUGACUUGACAGAUGACUUUUGUGUGUCAGAUGUUUCGGAAAAUAAGACUAUUCCUCACAUGAACGGUAAUGCAAAGGCAUCACAGAGAACUUUAACAAAAAAGAAACUGCCAGUGCGGCCGGGCAGAGGGACGCGGUUAGAGGCUAUAGUAAUGGACAUUAACUCCAGCAGGUAUAAAGUGUCAGGACGCAUACGCACCAAUAAGAAAGCAAAGGCUUCCCAAUCGACAGCUAGUGAUUCUGAGGAAACCAAUCCUCAGAAAAUUGACAUCUUGUCAGUAGGGAAAAAGAAAAGCAGAGCAAAAGCGCCUGUCUCGGUGAAAACAAUGAAACAAAAAGCAAUGAAAAGAGGUAAAACUAAUAACAUGAAAACUGACAAUUGCAAUGAAUCUACCUCUGAUUCUGAAAUCAAUAAUUCUACUAAUUCUAACGGCUGCACACCUCCAAAACGCUCUCGGUUAGCUGUACAAAAUAAUUUGAAGAAGGAGCCAGAGGAUGUUUCACACACGGAACAUUCACCACAGACUAGCCAUAUGAAUGCAAAGAGGAAACCCUCAUCACAAUCCAGUCCUCUGCACAGAAACCUACCAGAGCCAGAGAAUGUCUCUCACUCUGACCCCUCAGUGGAAAGAUGUUCCCCUGCACUGUCAUCCAAAUCUCCAAAGAAAAGCCAAGGCAAAGCCAAAGGCAAGGCUACAGGUAGCAAAACAUCUGCCAAGCCUAAGGGGGCCCGCACUCCCAGGAGGAGGCAAAAGAAACAGACAUGGAUUCAGUCGACUUCCAUUUUCUCCCCCAGAGAGCCAGAGAUCAAGUUGAAGUAUGUCAACUACAAGGAGGAGAAAAGGCACUUUAGGGUGGACAAUUUCUCUCCGUUCGUCCGUGUGGAGAGUAAGUCAUUGCCAUCACUGUACACCGUGAUCAACUACCCCGAGGAGGUGGGGACACAACUCAAGAAGGGCCCCCAGCAGCAGGGCUCCCAGCAGCAGGCCCAGAACUGUGGCUUUGUCUCUGCUGUGAUACCGAGCACUUCCUGUCUGCAGCUGGGCCGGGCCUCCCUGCAGAGCCAGCACCAGCGCGCUCUGGUCUGCUGCCUGUGCGGGGGGGCGGCCAACGCCAUGGACCUGGGGGACCUCCACGGGCCCUAUUAUCCAGAAAAGUACCGGCCCAACACCAAAGCAACAGCCAGAGUGUCGGACCUCAAACAGGAAGCAGACAGUGAUUCAGACUCCUCAUCCUGUGACAUCAGAGGCAGGGGGGGGAAGAGGGCCGUUCCAUCCAAACCACGGCCCCUCAGGCCAGGAGCCAAGUUAAAGCAGAAGGGCCUCCUGGAGAGCCAGCUGUGGGCAGCGGACGGCCCCGGCAGCCCUGCAGCUAAGCGGGCCCGGGCAGACCCUGGCUCUGCUGCUGAUGUGGAGGACUGGUACAGCCCCCCUGUGCUCCCUAUGAAGCUCUGUGAGUACUGGCUCCACGAAGACUGCGGCAUCUGGGCCGCAGGCGUGUUCCUGGUGAAGGGCAGAGUGUACGGGCUGGAGGAGGCUGUGAAGGUGGCGCAGGAGAUGAUGUGUUCGGCGUGCAGUGAACCCGGUGCUACUCUGGGCUGCUUCUUCAAAGGCUGUCCCAACAAAUACCACUACCGCUGUGCUCUGCAGUCAGAUGGUGAACUCAUUGAAGAAAACCUUUCCAUGAAGUGUAAAAAGCACAAGAACAAAAGAUUAAAAGCCCCUCCAGGGAACCGAAGGGAUGACAGGUGACAGCGGGAGCAGAAACAUCACGAGACAUUCACACGCAACAUCCUGCAGGGCCUCUCCUUCCUUUUCUGCUGGUAACCACGGCAACAGUGGACCAGGGUAUCUUCUGACUGACAGCUAGCACCCGUAAACCUUAACUCCACCCUCUGACUGUUGACCCCCACACUGUGGCUGGAGACAGGAAACCCACCCUUGCAUAGAAUUUGUCAUUUGUGUUCUCAAGCUUUAGCUAUUUAUAUGGAUUUGUUCUGUUCCUGGACUAAAUAUGGAUACAAUCAAAGAUAUUUAAUUUUUUUUAAAGACUUUUUAAGUAUCUGCUAAUAUUUGGUUAUAUUUAUUCCUGGACUUUUCUCGUGGAAGAGGUAUGAUUGUGUGAUUUUUAAGUUAUUGGUAAGGGAGAUGCUGCUCAAUGGAGAUGAGACACUCGCAGAACAAGGUACCUGAUUGGACGCUCUCAAAACAACAGGGUUCCAUAUUAUUUAACGGGAGAGCUUUUUGGAUCAUAGCACAUGGUUUCGUUUCCAACAACACUUGCACUAAACGUUGGGCCCAGAUGAAGUUACCCAGGAGACCGAACAGUUAGUGUUUGAAUGUAUUCUCAUGGAGGGUUUAUUUAGCAGAAAGCACUUUGGAGUGACAAUGUCUGGUCUUCUGCUACGGCUGCAGUAUUACCUUAGCCGCCCCCCCCCCCCACCCCUUACUGUGUCAUAUAUCAUUUGCUUCAGGCUCCCUGUGUGGCUCUUUGAGGUUUAAAGCUUCUUCCAGCCAUCAGGAUGAGACCUUGUGAUUUUUAUUUGGCUCAAAGCACUUUGGCCUCCCCCUUCAGACAGGGAGAAUGUAAGUCUGCCCGUGUUGUGUUUAUAGAAACGGCUAGUAAAUCAGUUAAUGGAACUUCCGUAUGAUUUGUUGAGAGUUUCGUACAUGAAAGCAGGCCUAGAUUUGUUGCUGGAUUUCUUUCAGUUAAAGUCAUCCGCUGUUUACUUUGGGUUUUUUGCACUCAUGGGGAGGAAUCAGUUUCAUUUUCUGAUUUUUGCAGCACAGCAUUCAAAUACUUUUUAAUGUACCUCAACAUUCUUCUGGGAUAAAAAGACCACAACUUUAUCUGUGUUAAGAUGGUUCUGUGCAUAUUCCUAAGCUGACAUGCUUGGUGUACAUCAUUCUUUAUUUUAAUCUGAAUGCAUGUGUUAGUGUAAAGAUUCCUGAUCCUCUUCUGCAAUGUAUUUCUUCACUUGGUCCUAAAUGGUGAAUUCCCACCAGAACCUGAAAAAGCCUUAUCUGGACAGGAAGUAGUUUCUCCUAUUCUCACUUGCUUGUGGUGCAAUGACAAAUCAGCGGAUGUAAAUCACCUCUCUAUGGACACGUUGAGGACUAAAGGCAGCUUUCAUGCACUUUUCCUCUGCAGACUUCAUGUUAGUGAUCCCAGAACACGGUAGAGCGGUUCCUAAUGAACUCUGGGACAUGUUGAACCCAUGCACUGUGAUGAGUAUUAUCAGGUGCUGCGAGCCUGCCUCUUCUUUUUAGAGAAACAUCUACAUGUGAUCAGUGUUGGUGUUUGUCUAUGUACUUCUGCAUAGCGCCCAUAGGGGGCAGCAUUGUGCUGUCUAAGACCAGUGAGCUCCUUUUUAAAGCACGACACACACCAAUCUCCUCAUCCUGGAACAAGUCUGUUUUAUUUGUGCCAUCCUUGUGAUUUGUGUAUUUUAUAGGGUUUUUUUGAAUAUUUUUUCAAUUACAUUAAAUUGUUUGCAUUGUACCAAAUACAGAUUUUGGAAUAUGUUUUACAAAAUGUUUGGAUUUCAAAAUGAUUUUGUGUGCGUGUUAAUCUCAGGGCUGAAUCUCAGAUAUUCUAAUAAUAAUUUAAUCUUUUCGGUUUUUCUGGACUCGUUGUGUUGACCCCACAUUGACUGGAGCAUUAAUACAUGUAGCAGGAUGUGGUCAUAUGUCCUGGUACACACUACUCAUCACAUUCCAGCGCCUCCUCCAUGUGUGUGUCUGCUGUGGUGAUUUUAGGUUCAACAUGGGACUAGGACUGCCAACUCGUGUCACUUUUUUUUCAUGCUUUUUAUUUUAUUGGAAUCUUUUGUACCAUCUUGCUCACCUCUUGGAGCAGCAGAGGUCAUGUAAUUGUCCAAAAUAAAUAUUUUGUUUAACGUU
Messenger RNA from Trematomus bernacchii (emerald rockcod), 5030 nucleotides. Its product is annotated as retinoic acid-induced protein 1. The record is from RefSeq and is a predicted model, not a curated record. The transcript has 6 exons. Lineage: Eukaryota; Metazoa; Chordata; Actinopteri; Perciformes; Nototheniidae. Gene Ontology annotation, cellular component: nucleus. Gene Ontology annotation, biological process: regulation of transcription by RNA polymerase II. Bases 171 to 2879 code for a protein of 902 amino acids.